Messenger RNA from Astyanax mexicanus (Mexican tetra), 5247 nucleotides. It is a transcript of the gene abhd10a, whose product is annotated as abhydrolase domain containing 10, depalmitoylase a. The transcript has 5 exons. Lineage: Eukaryota; Metazoa; Chordata; Actinopteri; Characiformes; Acestrorhamphidae. Gene Ontology annotation, cellular component: mitochondrion. Gene Ontology annotation, biological process: protein depalmitoylation. Bases 71 to 931 code for a protein of 286 amino acids. The record is from RefSeq and is a predicted model, not a curated record. Gene Ontology annotation, molecular function: palmitoyl-(protein) hydrolase activity; hydrolase activity, hydrolyzing O-glycosyl compounds.
UGAAUUCAUUACCGAAGAAAUCCUCCUCGUCCUCCGGUCUUUUGCGUGUCUCCGCAGAGUGCGGGGUGGUAUGGCGUCCAGCGUGUUGAGAUACACCUGCAGGGUCCUUCCAGUAAGAGCCCGGAUGUUGUCCUUCGUGCCCCAGGUGUCUCCAGGGGUCCGUCAUAAGACCACCGUACAGUACGCCACGCGGCCCGACCUGCCCAGGCUGGCGUACAGGAAGCUGAAGGGGAAGGGUCCGGGCGUGGUCUUCCUGCCCGGCUACGCCUCCAACAUGGGGGGGCUGAAAGCAGAAGCCCUGGAGGAGUUCUGCAGAUCUCUGGGACACUCUUACCUCAGGUUUGAUUAUACAGGCUGUGGAGCGUCUGAAGGUCAGAUGGCAGAUUAUAAUCUCGGCACCUGGAAGAAGGACGUGCUGUAUGUGCUGGACGAGCUGGUGGACGGACCUCAGAUUUUGGUGGGCUCCAGUAUGGGGGGCUGGUUGAUGCUGCUGGCGGCUCUAGCGAGGCCGGAGAAGAUCGCCGCCCUGGUGGGAAUCGCUACAGCUGCUGAUCACUUCGUCACGGCCUUUAACUCCCUGCCUAUAGAGACCAAAAAGGAGAUUGAGGAGAAAGGCUCGUGGUCGUUUCCGACGCGGCACAACGAGGAAGGCUCGUACACCAUGAGCCUGGACUUCCUGAAGGAAGCGGAGAACCACUGCGUCCUGCAGAGCCCCAUCCCCGUGUCCUGUCCUGUGCGUCUCCUCCACGGCAUGAAGGACGGGGACGUCCCCUGGCACGUCUCCAUGCAGGUGGCCGAGCGGGUGCUGAGCAAGGACGUGGAUGUCAUCCUCCGCAAGCACGCCCAGCACCGCAUGUCCGAGAAGGACGACAUCAAGCUGAUGGUGUACACCAUCGACGACCUCAUAGACAAGCUGACCACGCUGGUAUAAAGUGGGCGGGGCCUGCGAGGGGCUGGGCUGAGGUUCGAGGGAAGGGAUUGGGUUGGCGGAAGGUAUAAAGCUCUAAAGGUGCGUUCUGAAGCCAUGUAGCUGAUUUUUUAACGUCUGAAGGACGGACGCUUGCUUGUUCGUAGCUGUUCUAGGUUUUGAGACGACACUGAGAAGAGUAGAGAACACAAUAAUGACACGAUGAAAAUCUAAAAAAAUAUAUAUAUAUAUAGAAUAUCAUUGAUAAAUUGCCUUAUUAAUUCAGUUUAAAAUGUAAGUUUGAAACUCCUAUUUUAUAGAGAUAUUAUAUAGAUGUAUUAUAUGGAUGAUUAUGAAGCUUACAGCCAAUGAAAACCCAAAAAUCAGUGUCUCAUAAAAUUAGAAUAUUAUUUAAGUCCAUAUUUUUCUUUUGGCAUUGUGGGAAGUGUGCCAAUUCCUGCUGAAAAAUGAAAUCUGCGUCUCCAAGUUUGGACUGUGUGUCUCCACUCUUCCUCCAGACUCUGGUUCCUUGAUUUUCUUUAAAUGAAAUGUAAAAUUUACUGAUGAUCAGUGAUGGUUUAAUAAAGAGUCAUGUCUGUCAUCUGCUGGUGUUGAUCCACUGUGUUUUAUAUCAAGUCCAAAGUCAGUGCGGAUUUCAUUUUCCAGCAGGAUUUGGCACACUGCCCACACUGUACCAAAAGUACCAAUUGGUAUUUUUAUAUAACAUUCAAAUUUUUUGAGACACUGAUUUUUGGGUUUUUCAUUGAAGCUUCAUAAUCAUCAGAAUCCUCAACAAUAAACGUCUAUCACAAUAUAUAAGUUUCACAUUUUCAACUGAAUUAAACUGAAAUUAAGUCACUUUUCAAUUAAUUUCAAUGAUAUUCUAAUAUACUGUAACACACAGCUCAGGCUAAGUAGGCAAAACCUUCGUCUCACACUCACUUAACACUUACACACUUACGUUUAAAUGAAAGGAACUCAUUCUCCAUGCCUUCCAUCGUUCAUGCCUACAGUUCUUCUACAUUUUGUUCCAUCUUGUUGUUGUGAGGAUAGAUAGCAUCAGCCUUUGAUUUUGUUUCUGUACAUUUUUGUACAUCUUUUAGCAAUUGUGUCACGUUUUUCAAUGCAGGGACUUGGUUUGUUGGUGAAUACUGUGUUUGAAGGUGCUAUGCUACAUGCUACAAUGCCUACAAUUGGUUGAGAGCGUAGGCAACAAGCAAGCGAAACCACAUAAAGUUUCGCUUCAUAUAUGAUAAAUUAGUGAAGGCACGUUCGGCUUCGUUUACGCUCGUAAAUUUCGUAGAGGCCGUCAUUGAAAAGUCAGUUCUUAAAGCAGGAAAAUUGGGCCAAUUGUAAGAAUCUGAGACAGUUUAACAAGACUUAAACUUUGAUGUUCUAGACAAUGACUGGGUCACAACAUCUACAGAACGUCAGGCAGUGACCAGGACCUACCAACAGUAUUGCUCCAAGGAAGGGCAACCGAAGAUCGGAUUCGUUUUUUUUGCAAAAGGAUCAUAAGUACCCAAAGCUCAUUGAUGCCAAUCCAUGAAGGUAACACCUCCUGAGGUCUUGUAGAGUCCACAGCCUUGAAUGGUCCAAACUGGUCUUGCAGCACAAUGGGAACCAUCUCAAUAUUAGGCAUUGGAUGAUUGGUGUAUGUAUGUAUGACCAAUGCAUGUUAAGAAGCACUUGUUCACGCCAUACAUUGGACUAUGUUAACACAAUUUUUUUGGUCUAUUUAGCCAAUGCACUUGCGUAUUCACCAGGAUGUCUUUAAAAAGGAUGUCUUUAAAACUGUGAAAGGAACUUUUUUGUCUUGUCUUGAACUUUCAAAACCUCUACCUUGGUGAGUUUGAGUCUACGAUUGAGUCUCUUUUUGGUUCUGGAAGGUCUUUGGCUCAAUCCCAUUUCACCCAUUGGCGCUACCACUGAGCCCUUUGUAGAGUGUCCCGAUUCUUGUUAGUUGGGGUAGGUUAGAGGAAGUGUUUGGGGCCUACAUAGUCCUUCAAAUGGAGAUUCUUCAGAGAAACACUCUAAACAGAGGGCAAUAAGAAUCAGUGGCAAGAUGGUGCAACACAAUCAACCAAAGAAACCCACAAAUUCGAGAAUUUUCUUUGUUAAAAAUGACGAUAACCUACUAUAUUAGCAUCGAUUAUUGUGUAGUUUCAAUGUUUUAUGGUCAUCUUCAUCAAAACAAACAUAAAACAAACAAAAUCACCAGUAGUUCAUCUCUAUAGCUAGCUAGCUUAUUUUCCCUGAGGCUGCUGAAUUUAAGGUGGAAUGGAAACAUAAAAGAGAAUAAAAGUAAAAGUCUAAAACAACUGGUAGGGAUACAAAAGAGAAAUGGGAUUGGGCCUUUCUCUGGGUUUUAGGUGCUCUUAGGAGUUGAAGAUUAGCAUUUUUUAGUUCACCACUAAAACUUAGAGAUUGAAAGUACAAAGAUUGGGGUUCUCCAAUGGUUCCCAACAGUUGUUUUAGGAUUAUUUACCCUGCUUCUACAACUUUGAAAGUGGUGUAUUUGAUCAGGAAACCUCUAAAAUAUACAGGGCAGUAGGUCCUCCAGUGGUUGCCAACAGUAGACCCCUUAUCUCGCCCAUUUUAGUGGCUUCCCUGCUCCAAACUUGCCUAAUUCUCACUGAUUUGGUCCUUCAAAUUGAGACUUUUUAGAGUAACAAUCCAAACAGGGGACUAUGAGAAUCAGUGGCAAAAUGGUGCAACACAAUCAACCAAAGAAACCCACAAAUUUGAUUUUUUUCUUUGUUAAAAAUUAUGAUAACCUACUAUAUUACCAUGGUUUAUUGUGUAGUUUCAAUGUUUUAUGGUCAUCUUCAUCAAAACAAGCAUAAAACAAACAAAAUCACCAGUAGUUCAUCUCUAGAGCUAGCUAUCUUAUUUCCCAUUCCACCUUAAAUGGUGCAAUUUAGGCUGCUGCAUUUAAGGUGGAAUGGAAAAAAAUUAAACUCUUUCUCUGGGUUUUAGGUGUUUUUAGGAGUUGAAGGUGAGUAAUUUUUUUAUUAGUUCACCACUAAAACAUAUACAGAGAUUGAGGUUCUCCAAUGGUUCCCAACAGUUGUUUUAGAUAGAUAGAUAGAUAGAUAGAUACUUUAUUGAUCCCGAAGGAAAUUUAGCAAAUUUUAUAAAUUUUAGUGUUUACCCUGCUUCUACAUCUUUAAAAGUGGCGCAUUUGAUCAAGAAACGUUUAAAAAAAGUACAAGGUACAACAGUAGACCCCUUACCUCACCAAUUUUAUUGGUUUCCCUGCUCCAAACUUGCCUAAUUCGAGAAUGUUCUUUGUUAAAAAUGUUAAUAAUCUACUAUUUUAUCAUAGUUUAUUGUGUAGUUUCAAUGUUUUAUGGUCAACUUCUUCAUAACAAGAAUAAAACAAACAAAAUCGCUAGUGUUUCAUCUUCGUAGCUAGCUAGCUAACUUUUCCUAUCCCAUCUUAAAUGGUGCAAGAGGCUGCAGGAUUUAAGGUGGAUUGGAAAAAUAAAAGGGAAUAAAAGUAACUCUGUUUCAAUGGUAAGGGUUUAACUCAAAAACAAGGGGUAGGGGUACCAUUCUUUGGUACUGGAGGACCCCUUACCUUGCUCAUUUUAGUGGCUUCCCUGCUUCAAACUUGCCUAAUUCUCUCUAAUUCUUGUCCUGGAUCAUGUUUUGCUGGAAGUUACAGGAACAUUUAAGGUAAUCGAUUGGCCAAACCUGCCAAGAAAUACAAAAUCCAAGACUAAAAACUGGAUUUAAGGUCCAUAUUUGAAGAUCUCUUAAAACUAAAACGUUCUUGUAGAUGCAUGUGCUUUUGAAUCUAGUGGUCUUUGGUCCUGCUCCUGGAGACCUGCCUCCUAAUUCCUAAUCCUAAUCCUAAUUCAGAUGGAUAACUUUGCCUCAACUCUAAAAAACCAAUGGACUAGCACUUCUAAACAGUUUUAAUGGUUUUAAUUGCUGUUUUUGUCUGUUCCCAUUCCUUCAGUUUACCAUUUUUGGCAUGUAGCAAGGUUUCACACUCGUUUUACAGGUUCUUCUCUCAGAAAAUGCUGUUUAUUCCCACACUUUCCUCUCCCUUUGCCUUCCAGGGACUCACAGACUUCAGGAUCUCUCCUGGGCUUGGGUUAAUUGGUAGCACCAAUGCUCACCAUGUCUACUUUGGGUAUUCUUUAUUUUUUAUUAAGUCGAAAUCUAAGUUUAGGCUAAAUCUGGGUCUGGGAAAAAAGUGGUCCAUAGUGUUUUUAGUAUUGUAAUGUAUAUUGUUUUAAAAUUAUGUGCAUAUGUAUAUCUUCUAUACCCCUUGUACAUAAAAUAUAAAGAUUUUCUUUGGUAAUAAAAGUUAAAAUAUGGUAGAAACA